GCUCUGAGCAGCAGUCUGUACAAGAGUGCAUCGCCUUAUGGCUCUCUUAAUAACAUUGUGGAUGGGUUAAGCUCCCUCACCGAGCAUUUCUCUGACCUAUCCCUUUCUUCAGAAGCCAGAAAACCCAGCAAGAGGCCACCUCCUAACUACCUGUGCCACCUCUGCUUUAACAAGGGACACUACAUCAAAGACUGCCCACAGGCUCGUCCAAAAGGAGAAGGCCUGACUCCAUACCAGGGCAAGAAACGCUGCUUCGGUGAAUAUAAGUGCCCCAAAUGCAAGAGAAAAUGGAUGAGUGGAAACUCCUGGGCUAACAUGGGACAAGAAUGUAUCAAGUGCCACAUUAAUGUUUAUCCUCACAAACAGAGACCCCUGGAAAAGCCGGACGGCCUGGAUGUUUCGGAUCAGAGCAAAGAACAUCCCCAGCAUCUGUGUGAGAAGUGCAAAGUUUUGGGCUACUACUGCCGCCGUGUGCAAUAAACCUUCGAAGUGGCCUCCUCCCGUCCCCAUCGUCCUUAAAGAUCCUCUGGCAGCAUGCGAUCAACAGCAACACAACAAAUCAAGAUAAAAGCUAAAAUAAUUGCCAAUAUUGCCUAUCUAAUAAUAUGCCUUACCAUUAAUAGAAUGUAACAUUUCUCCUGUGCAUGCGCACGCAUGCAACGGGUAUUUACAGGACUACGAUUUGUAUACAUACAUAUAUAUGUAAAUUUAUAUAUGUACACACACAUAUAUAAAGCGUUACUGAUAGUGUUCACAACAGAACCGCGGUUGCAGGUUCUACUGAUUGUUUACACAGACCCUAUGUCAUGGCCAGGUGAAAUGAAGUACUAUUCAAUAGGCAAGGUAUAAUAUUCACAAGGAAUAUAUGUUCUAUGUAUGGCUUUUGCAGAGGUUAAAUAACUGUGGGGCCACUAGUUGCAAGCACUAUCCCACAACAUGAACGUUAUUCCUAUUAUAUGACAAGACAAAGGAAGAUGAAACAAGCCACAGCAUAAAAGAAGGCAAAUUAUUGUUUUCC
This is a messenger RNA of Fulmarus glacialis (Northern fulmar), 1018 nucleotides long. It is a transcript of the gene ZCCHC24, whose product is annotated as zinc finger, CCHC domain containing 24. The record is from RefSeq and is a predicted model, not a curated record. The annotation marks the transcript as partial. The transcript has 3 exons. Lineage: Eukaryota; Metazoa; Chordata; Aves; Procellariiformes; Procellariidae. Gene Ontology annotation, molecular function: nucleic acid binding; zinc ion binding.